Messenger RNA from Talaromyces proteolyticus, 1059 nucleotides. Its product is annotated as S-adenosyl-L-methionine-dependent methyltransferase. The coding region runs from base 167 to 940 and encodes 257 amino acids. The transcript is spliced from 2 exons. Gene Ontology annotation, molecular function: O-methyltransferase activity. The record is from RefSeq and is a predicted model, not a curated record. NCBI's taxonomy places the organism in Eukaryota, Fungi, Ascomycota, Eurotiomycetes, Eurotiales, Trichocomaceae.
AGUACCUCUUAAAUGAUCCAUGGUUUGGCAGCGCCAAAACCUUCUUUGACCGGCAUUAAAACGUGGACAUCGAACCGGAUUUUUUAUCAAUUCGUGGAUUCCAAAAUACGAUAGCCGUAUUCAUAACAAUUUAUAGGCUGCAUAAGAAGACUUAGGAAGAAUAGAGAUGUCAUUCGCACAAGACGUUCUUGAUAAAUACCCCUCGCUCCAGAAAUUGCAGGGCAUACCAGAGGAAGAAAUUGUGGAAUCACACGAUGGGCGCGAGAUUAGGUUGCUCCGAUACAUCUAUAAUCACCCUAAGCUGCAUAGCGAACUGCGGGGUUCCCCCAAGAAAAUUCUACAGGCUAUGGACGAAUUUGCCGCAAAAGAAGAGUUUCUGAUCAGUAUUGGACCUCAAAAGUCUAAGAUAUUGCAGGAUUUGGUCGCAUCACACCGCCCGAAACAACUUGUGGAACUCGGGACCUAUGUUGGAUACUCGGCAAUUCUUUUUGGAGACGCCAUGCUGCGAGCUCAGCAAGACAGCAGUAUAGAACGAGAAGACAUCCGGGUGUACAGCAUUGAGCUUGACCCUUUAAUCGCAUCUAUUGCGAUGAACCUCGUCAGUUUGGCAGGAUUGAGUCAUAUCAUCGAAAUCGUCGUUGGUCCCUCUGCAGAUACUCUGAAACGACUCCACGAUGAAGGUGUACUAGCCAGUGGAAGCCUUGAUAUGCUCUUUAUAGAUCAUGUGGAGGACUUAUAUCAACCCGAUUGUCAACUGUGUGAGAGCCUCGGACUGCUAGAUAAGAGUGGAUGUCUUGUUGUUGCAGAUAAUGUUGUCCGGCCUGGCGCCCCAUUAUACAGAGACUAUGUUCGAAGAAAUAGUCGCUUUAGAAAGAGUUGGGCAGUUCCCGCGCUGAUUAUCCCUGGUGACAUACCAGUAAGCUUUCCCUAUCCUAUUUGAGAUACAAUGAUUUCUCUGACGACGAUCUAGGAUGAAAUAGAAAUCAGCGAGGUCGGACGUUUACAGGAGUCUGGAAUUGCAAUUCCCGAGUAGUGCGAAUUCUCUUCCGGCACAUCUAG